UUUUCCGUGCAAUGUUUGAAGUGUUAAGUGGAUGUUCAAAAAGCCUCUCGCGUAAACCAAUCAUCGUGGAACAGGUAAACAAGAUGGCGCUGCCCAGUCGUUGGCGUUCGAGCUCUGGCAUGAUGGGAGCAUGUAGACAGAUGUACGCCCUGUUUGUGCUAUUCCUGCUACCCUGGACUUUGGCUGUUGAUAGGGGAAAUUUUAAGACUUGUGAACAGUGUGGGUUUUGCAGACGUCAUCGUGCAAUGCAGCCAAAUCAGUCACCGUAUGUGAUAUUAAUGGACAGCCUAGUAAUACAUCCAUAUAAAAUUGAAGUUCAAGUUUUAAACAAAGUGAACAAUGUCAAGCUUCACCUUGAGUUAUAUGCACUUGAGGAGAAUAUGGCCAGACUAAAGAUCAAUGAGCUGGAGCCCAUAAAACCCAGAUAUGAAAUUCCAAAAGGAGAUGUUGUUACAGAACCUAUAUUUGGAAGUUUGGACAUUCUUGCGAAGGAAACUGGGAGUCUGACGAUGAGCAUGCAUAACAAUAAGGUUGUCAUGACAGCUGAACCGUUCCGUAUCGACUUCUUCGUAGACAAUGAGCCAUUGAUCAGUGUGAACACAAGAGGCCUACUCAAGUUUGAACACCUUCGACGUAGAGAGGGAUGGGGCAGUAAAUUGGCUUCAGGUCUAUAUUCUUGGUUUUCCCAACCUUUCAGAGAGGCCAAAGAAGCUGAAUCUCCUCCAGAGGACGACAACCAAAAUGACGAGGAGCAUAAAGAGGAGGUGGAGUCAGAAGAUAAAAAUGAGGAUGAGGAGGCAGAGCCAGUUAAAGAGGAGGAGCCAGAUUUAUGGGAGGAGUCUUUUAAAGGACAUGCAGAUUCCAAGCCUAAUGGCCCCACCUCCAUUGGACUGGAUGUGUCAUUUCCUGGGUUUCAGUAUGUCUACGGAAUUCCUCAGCAUGCAGACAGCCUGGCCUUAAGAUCCACCAAGGACAUGGAUCCUUACCGUCUGUUUAACCUGGAUGUGUUUGAGUAUGAGCUUCACUCACCAAUGGCGAUAUACGGCGCAGUACCAUUCAUGAUUGCACACAAUGAGAAGAGAACAGUGGGCAUGUUCUGGCAGAAUGCUGCAGAGAUGUGGAUUGACAUUGCCUCCAACAUUGCAGAUAAGAAUUUCUUGUCCAAGAUGGUUAACCUAGUAGUGGGAGACAAUGAAAUUCCCCAGAUCGACACCCACUGGUUUGCAGAAAGUGGAGUUAUUGACAUUUUCUUUAUGUUUGGCCCCACCCCUGCUGAUAUCUUCAAGCAGAACUCGGUACUGACUGGCAGUACUCCAGUGCCUCCACUGUUUGGUAUAGCCUAUCAUCAGUCCAGGUGGAAUUAUAAUGAUGAAGAUGAUGUCAAGACGGUGGACAGUAACUUUGACAAACAUGAUAUCCCUUAUGAUGUUCUCUGGCUGGAUAUAGAGCACACAGAUGGUAAAAGGUACUUCACCUGGGACAAAUCCCGUUUCCCAAACCCCACUGAGAUGGUGAAUAACCUGACCACCAAGGGACGGAGGUUGGUGACUAUUGUUGACCCACAUCUUAAAAGAGAUGAUAAUUACAAGGUGUACACUGAUGCUAAGAACCGAGGAUACCUGGUGAAGAACAAGGAUGGUGGGGACUACGAUGGCUGGUGCUGGCCUGGCUCCUCCAGCUGGCCAGACUUUAUUAACCCAGAAGUGCGUGACUGGUGGGCCAACAAUUUUGCCUUUGAGGAGUACGAGGGCUCCACAGAGAAUCUCAUGGUCUGGAACGAUAUGAACGAGCCUUCAGUGUUCAAUGGACCUGAGAUCACAUUCCACAAGGAUGUCAAACAUUUCGGGGACACAGAAAAUAGAGAUGUCCAUAACAUCUAUGCUUUUUAUGUGCACAAGGCUACAUGGGACGGUCUACUAAAGAGAUCAAAAAACAAAUUAAGACCAUUUGUUCUCACCAGGGGCUUCUUUGCUGGUUCUCAGAGAUAUGGUGCUGUGUGGACUGGGGACAACAUGGGUGAAUGGGACCACCUGAAGGCCUCUGUACCCAUGGUCCUCUCCCUCUCUCUGGCUGGAAUAUCCUUCUCUGGUGCUGAUGUCGGCGGCUUUUUCAGGAAUCCGGAAGCUGAACUAAUGACUCGGUGGUAUCAGGCAGGGGCUUAUCAGCCGUUCUUCCGGGCACACUCACAUCUGGACACAAAGAGACGAGAGCCAUGGUUACUGCCAGAGGAGAACAUGAAGAUCAUUCGUCAUGUGAUCCGUGAGCGCUAUGCCCUCCUGCCCUACUGGUACACCCUGUUUUAUGAGGGCUCAAAAGGGGGACCCCCGCCCAUGAGGCCCUUGUGGGUGGAGUUUCCUCAAGACAAGGAAACCUUUCCCAUUGAUGAUGAAUACAUGCUAGGUAAGGCAUUGCUGGUGAAGCCAGUGGUAGAAGCUGCAGUGACAGGAUUCAGUGUCUACUUUCCUGGAGCAGACCAGAUCUGGUAUGAUGUGGUGACACAUGAGACAUACCACGGUGGACAAACCACGCACAUUAACGCUCCUAUAUCAAAGAUUCCAGUUUUCCAGCGAGGAGGCACAAUUAUACCAAGAAAAGAAAGAAUACGACGGUCAUCCUCUCUAACCUAUAAUGACCCAUUCACAUUAAUAAUAUGUGUAGAUUUAAAGAAUGAAGCAGAAGGGGAGCUAUAUAUUGACGACUAUGUCACUACUGAAAACAAAAACGCAAAAUACCAACUACGGAAAUUCACAUAUAGGCAAAAUAAAUUAGUAAACAGUAAGGUCAACACAACUGGGACAUAUACAACAAAAGCCUGGCUGGAGAGAGUCGUUAUCAUAGGUUUACCAAAAAAGCCUUCAAAAAUAGAAGUGAGCCUCCCAGGAGGAGGGAGCCAGUCAUUGGAAUUUAAUUACAACCCAAGUCAGCACGUACUAACGAUACGAAAACCAGCAGUUAACAUAGGCACUGACUGGACAAUCUCUUUGAUGUAGAGAGCUCAGCAGUAUGUCUGUAUGAACAGUGC
Liolophura sinensis is the source of this 3022-nucleotide messenger RNA. RefSeq names its product neutral alpha-glucosidase AB-like. The record is from RefSeq and is a predicted model, not a curated record. The transcript has 23 exons. NCBI's taxonomy places the organism in Eukaryota, Metazoa, Mollusca, Polyplacophora, Chitonida, Chitonidae. Gene Ontology annotation, biological process: N-glycan processing; carbohydrate metabolic process. Gene Ontology annotation, molecular function: carbohydrate binding; alpha-glucosidase activity. The coding region runs from base 12 to 2990 and encodes 992 amino acids.